GGAGCCGGACGGAAGUGAGCGGGUGCCGCCCCCGCCUCUCUGUUCCUCAUUGGAGCCGCUGCUGCUGCCGCCGCCGCUACUUGGUCUCCGGCGAGCCGGAGUCUCCGUGCUGUACCCUCGGUCCCCGGCCGCGCGGAGCCGGGAUGCACUGCUCCUGCUGUAGGUCCUUAUCAUGGAGACCAAACGGGUGGAGAUUCCUGGCAGCGUCCUGGACGAUCUCUGCAGCCGAUUUAUUUUGCAUAUUCCCAGCGAGGAAAGAGACAAUGCAAUCCGAGUGUGUUUUCAGAUUGAACUUGCCCAUUGGUUUUACUUGGAUUUCUACAUGCAGAACACACCAGGAUUACCUCAGUGUGGGAUAAGAGACUUUGCUAAAGCUGUCUUCAGUCAUUGUCCAUUUUUGCUGCCUCAAGGUGAAGAUGUGGAAAAGGUUUUGGAUGAAUGGAAGGAAUAUAAAAUGGGAGUACCAACAUAUGGUGCAAUUAUUCUUGAUGAGACACUUGAAAAUGUGCUACUGGUUCAGGGGUACCUAGCAAAAUCAGGCUGGGGAUUUCCAAAAGGAAAAGUAAAUAAAGAAGAAGCUCCUCAUGACUGUGCUGCUAGAGAGGUGUUUGAAGAAACUGGGUUUGAUAUUAAAGAUUAUAUUUGUAAGGAUGAUUACAUUGAACUUCGUAUCAAUGACCAGCUUGCUCGUUUGUACAUCAUUCCAGGAAUUCCAAAAGACACAAAAUUUAACCCCAAAACCAGGAGAGAAAUUCGGAACAUUGAGUGGUUCUCUAUUGAGAAAUUGCCCUGUCAUAGAAAUGAUAUGACCCCAAAAUCCAAACUUGGUUUGGCACCUAACAAAUUUUUUAUGGCCAUUCCAUUUAUCAGACCAUUAAAGGACUGGCUUUCUCGAAGAUUUGGAGAUUCCUCAGACAGUGACAAUGGAUUUUCCUCAGCUGGUUGCACACCAGCUAAACCCAGUGUGGAAAAAUUGAGUCGAACCAAAUUCCGCCACAGUCAGCAGUUAUUUCCUGAAGGUUCUCCUGGUGACCACUGGGUAAAGCACAGGCAACAACUGCAGCAAAAGCCAUAUAAUAAUCAUUCUGAAAUAUCUGACCUUCUAAAAGCAAAGAAUCAAAGUAUGAGGGGAAAUGGCAGAAAACAGUAUCAGGACUCACCUAAUCAGAAGAAAAGAACAAAUGGAGUCCACAAUCAUCCAGUUAAGCAGCAGAAUCCCUUGAUGAAAUGUGAAAAAAGACUUCAUCCACGAAAACUUCAGGAUAAUUUUGAAACAGAUGCUGUAUAUGACUUGCCUUGCUCCAGUGAAGACCAGUUGCUAGAACAUGCUGAUGGACAGUCUGUGGCAUGCAAUGGACAUUGCAAGUUCCCAUUUUCAUCCAGGGCCUUUUUGAGUUUCAAGUUUGACCAUAAUGCCAUAAUGAAAAUUUUGGACCUUUGAAAGCAGCAGAUGUGUUGUAGCAGUCCCAAGAUCAGAGACCUGUUGCAUUUGAGUAGGUGUCUCUUUGAGCCUUACCUUUCUCAGGUGUUUUAAAGAAACGCAGGGAGGCAAUGAUAUUUCUGAAGAGAUUGUUCUCUGUGCAAAAGAAAGAGUGAAAAGAAACAGAAGUUUGAACUGUAAAUGCAAUUGUAACCUUUUAUACAGAUGUACCUUUUCAGUGUUUGGCUAACUAGACUUUUUUUCCUUUUUUUUGAGGGCAUUCUUUCUGUGUGAUUGUGAAUUUUAUUUUGUAUUUUGAUCAAGAAAAUAAUGCUCAAGUCAUCAAGUAGCCAAGUUAAUGGGUAUGCUCUAUCUGCCCAUUACAGUGAUUGCAAUAAUAGUUUACUUAUAUUAAAAUUAAGAGAAACUUAAAAUGCACAAGUAUUAAAUGAACUUAAGUGCUGAAAUGUCAUAGAAGUCAGGAUUGUAGGUCAUCUGCUUUGGUGGCAUUUUGCAUAUUUCUCUGCUUCUAACCACUUGGCUCGAAUCCUCCUCUGCUUGGAGUCUUGUUGAAAUGUUUCAUUUAGAGCCAGCUUCUACAAUAUAAUGUUCAUGUUCAAAAUGAACUCUUAGCACUUCAUUAAAGGACAAAGUCUACAGCUUGGAAACAGGAAUUGGGGCAGGGGAGUGUUGAUGCUGUAAUUUUGAGUUGUGCUACAUGCAGUUAGUAAACCCGUUGAGACUGCUGGGGAGAGGGUAGCAGAGAACCUGGAGGCCAGGACCCACCAACUACUUUGGUCAUGUCUUUACCAUCCUGCCUCUGAUCCUCUAGACUUGUAUAAUGAUUUUGUUCUUGUGAAAAUUUCUUCGAUAUUACAGUUGUGUAAAUAUAUAUGUAAAACUGAUAUUUUUAGAUUUUACAUUGUGUAGAAACUGAUGUUGUAUUAGUUUCCAUUUGUGGUAGUAGCAAAGACUGUCAAGCUUUUAAAAUUGGCAUGCCGAAGCCUCUAGAUGACGGAGCAGGGGGGGAAAGUACAUGCAUUUUAACCAAGUAAAAACAAAGUAUUUCACUAGGGAGGGUCAAAACUUCAAAGUAAUAUACAUUACUCACUCCUAGGAAUGUAUCUAGAUCCUUCUUGAUUCUUAAUUCCAAAUAGGGGUCAUAAUGCCCCUUUUAAGAAGGAUUUCAGCGAUAAUUGAGGACAAUCACCAAGACUUGAAGCGGGCUUUAGUGUUUUGGCUGCAUCUGACCUCAUUGAAGGUAUUUCUUUGGGGGAAGGGGGAUUGUGUGUGUAUGUAUGUGUGCGCACUUGUCAUGUGGGUUUUUAAAUCUUUUAUAAAGUAUGGUAUCCAGAAAAUACAUCUCUGCUUAUAAACAUUAUAGUAGAAAUCUUCAUUCUGUAUAGUAGCCUAUUUAAUGGGGCUCUGUUUAACCCAGUGGGACUUGAAAAGAAGGCACUGUUGUAAGGAAUUCACUUGGUAUAACUUUGCUUUUAGCUUUUAAAGGGCUUAAUUUUUAAAGAGAAAUUCUGUUUAUUAAUGAAAGUAUCGCCCUCUUGGUGCUCAGCUGGAGAAUUCACAAUUAUAGCAGUGCAUUUAGAAUUAGGUUAUCUAGAAUCCUGCAUCUUUUAAUGUGACAAAUUUGUGAAUCUUUCUGUGACUUCUUUUUAAAAAAACAAAAUGCAUUUAUAUGGUUGUAUUUGUAAGCUUUAGUGUUGUUCUUUUCAGAAAUAGGAUUUCUUUGCUUGGGUCUCCUUGAGCCAUAUUUAUAAUUGGUCCCAGCAUUACAUAUUUCUGUCAGAUUGUUAAGGGGGUGAAAAUUUAGUUUUGCCUGGCAGGUGAAUCAUUUUCUCUCAUUUACUAGUAUCCACAAACCAUUUAAUUUUUAGUGUUUGUGUGUUUUCUUUUUAAUUGAGUACUUUGGUCAGUCUUUAUGGUGCUUAGAGUUAAAUUUUUCAGCUCUCAGUACCAGAGCAAAAGAGAUUAGUUACCAGAAGUAUGGCCUCUACUGGUGUUGAGCCUCUUCAGGAACCAGCUGAUUAUCUCUUUUCAAUUACAGGUAGUUUGACUAUGGUUUAAUGUUAUUGCUAUUGUGCUGCUUCAUUUAAUGCACUGUGGAACAAAAUAAGGGUAUUGUUGGGAUGGGAUUACGGUAAUUUUAGGCUGUUAGAUCUCUUGAGAGUUUGAGAUAAAAAAUGGUAAAAGAUGUGAGUGAUGUGAAUUAACUAUGCAGAAUUUGUAUAAGUUGGAUGUACUUAUUUUAUGUACAUCUGCUGUUCUUAUUCUCUCAAACCUGCGUAUUAGUUUCUCAGUGUUUACUUUGAGAAAGGCAAUGCUUAGCAUAGAAACUGCAUUUCUCCUUUGAGAAAUUUUAGGAUGGUUUGAGUAAAUCAAGUGAUAAAAGUGUGCUGAAUAAGCAAUAAUUUACUUUUACUCUGUGCUGCAUUUUAAGAAGCUAGGUGAGAAGUUGUAUUUGCUUCAUUAUGUUUAUCUUUGAGAGAGAGAAAUAGAUCCUUGAAUUUGCUUUUUAAAUGUUCUCAUGUUCGAACCGUAUAUAUUCUAAGGUGCAGUGCACUGUGAAUCUUUUAUUUUUUUAAAUUUUUGUAGGUGCUUUUAUGUAUAACUUCUAUGAUUUAUAAGAUGUUAGAUGAAUUGUUUUUGUACUUAACCAUUGUAAUCAAAAACGGAUAUGGUUUACAUGCUUUUCACAAGUUUAUGUUAAGAAAUAGUAAAUGAAUGAUUUUAGAAUUUCAUUGCUGCUCGCUUGAGAAAUGAGCAUUUGGAGAGUUCCAAGAACGGAAUAGGACUCUUUUUAGCAUGGGUGAAAUUUAAUUAACGAUGUUUGAAAAUUAAGUUGCAUAUUUUUGUUAAUAUAUAAAGGCAAGUCUCCUAUGCUGUCAAAGGUAUUGUGGUGACUGCUUGCUGCUUUGAGCUUUGGAGAUCCUUAUUUUUCUAUUAAAUAUCAGUUAGUAUAAAUAACAAAUAUUUAUAGUAAAAUUAAUUUCAUGAUGUAAGAUUGGGGCUUGGUACUUUUAAGGCUUUAUUAAUUUGUGUGUAAUGUUAAAUAAAAACUCAAAUCUGAGUGAAUAAAAUUCUUCCACCAUAGGAAUUAAAUAAAUUCAACAUGUUGUUUUCUCUAGAAAAGUUCAGGUUUGCAUUAAAAACAUUUCAUUACCUGUUCCCUCACUUAUCUUUGUUUUUGCUCCCCAGCAGUUAACUUGAAUAGCAAGGAGCAAAGUCAGUUAUAAAAAUUAGACUUUUUACCAAGUUCUGUUUUUUACUAUGAUAAACCUCUCUUGGCUUUUUAUCUUUACUUUUGUUCCAGUGGGUCCCCUGCCUGCCGAGAGAUUUUGAUUGACAGAGAAUGUUGUAUUCACUUGUUGAAAUCUAUUGUGUUUCUAUAUUUCAUGAGGCAGUAUUUUUGUGGUGUAUUAAUCAUAGUUAUAGUAAGAUCAGAUACAUUAACAUUUUUGUGAUUGAAGACAAAUAAAUGUUACCUAGUAAUUUUGAUUUGGAUUAUUUUCUGGCCUAAGGGAAGGAGUUCAUAUGUAUUGUAAUUUUAGAUUAAUGAUAAGCAAGAUAAACAUUAUUUUGUCUGAAGGUAUCCUUACUUUAAGUACCUGUCCCUGGUAAACAGGUAUUAGCAAAACAAUUUUGUUAAACCUUAUUCCUGAUAGCUUAGAAAAGUCUAGCAUUUUAUAUUUUGUCCUAGGACUUUAAAGGGCACUUGUAUAGUUGCCAAAAAUUCUGAAAAUGAGAUUAUGAUGGGCUUUCUCAGUAUCUUUUCCUUUCUGGAAUUGAAUUGCUGUUGAAGUCUGUACUCUUGUGUUAUAAAGAUGGCAGAUUGUGGAUGUGCAGUACAGUCUCUGUCCCAUGCUUUCAAAGCAGAGUUCUGACUUGCAAUUUCAAAAAAUAUGAUAGGCUAUUAUAGAACAAAAGUGUCCUAAACGUAAAAGACAGCUAUUGUUGCUGGGCCAAGAGAGUAUAAGAAAUUUUGGAAGGUGUAUCAGUUCUUUAGUGCUAUAUGAUGCACUAGGCUAGCAAUGUGAUCAUUGCUUAGCCCAAGCAUAGCCUAAUGCACAUGGCCUUUACCAAGCUUUUUCCAAAACUGGAUAAAGUUAAUUUUUUCCAAGUAUGGUUGCCAAGCAAUGCAGUGAAUCUCAAGUAAUUUUUCUCAGUUUAAAGACCAGUAUUUCGGAAUCUGGUCCUUCCUGUGAUUAUCCUUAACAACUGCUAUCCUAUAGGAAGAAAACCCACACACCCAUAGUCAGUUGGGUGUAUACGAUUAGUUAAUUUCAUAAUGGUAGUUGCACAUUUAUCCUGAAUGGUGAGUAAUUCCUUUUCAUCUAGUUUCUUUGUGGGCAAGCAGUAUUUAUUUUUGCAAUAGUAUUCUGCAGUUAGGAAAAAGAGUAAAGCUAACUGUCCUGCAUGGGAGUUGACAUGGGGUUGACCUCCACUAGCUGAGUUGUUUGGACUAUAACAUGAGUACAAAGACGUGUGAAGGAAAAAGCUGUAAUGAAGUAUGGAAGUUUUGUCUUGAAAUGUUAAUAAUUGAAUCUUUAAUCUGGGUCUCCAGAUUAGUGAAAUCUCUGGCAAAGAGAUCGUACUUGUCUUGGGUCUCCUGUAGCUGGCAGAAGAUUUGGCCUAGCUAUGACAGCACCUUGAAAGCAGUGACCUAAAAGGAAUGAACCUUGAUAAGGUGCUUACAUUAGCUGCAUAGUGUUGGUCAAGAGGAAAUGAAUUGAAUGCAGAAAUCAAUUGCCUAUGAUAAUAACCUUGUCCCACAUGGACCCUCCGCUUAGUGAACUUAAAGUUAAGUCUUUUAGUUCAGUGAAAGAGUCAGGCCCUGAAUUUAUAUUUGCUGCUUUUUGGUGGGUGGGUCCUUGGAGGUAUUUGGGUGUUUUUAGGUUAUUUGCCACUGUCUAUGAAGUCCUGAAUUGGUGUUUUUGGUUUAACUGGCCAGGAAGGAGGCUAUUGAAUUCCCCUCUCCCCCCAACCCCCCUCCCCCCAAUAAGUUUCUUGUCACUUCUGUGGAAGAAUUGCUUUUCUCUUUUUAUUUGUGCUACAUUCCUAUGGUGAAUCUGCCACUAUGGGACUUUGAAAGCAGUGAUUCUAUGUUUCUCUUCUUGUAAAGGUGAUCUCAUUUUAGCCCUUGGGCUACAAGCAGAUAGAAGGGGUGUGGAGAACUGUGUUCUUUUAAAUCUCAGUGCAUGUAGCUAACAAAAUGCUUUGGGAACAAAGAGCAAACUCCUAUGUGGUUCUAGGGUGAAAUGGGCAAUGUUCUUUUGGUCAGUCUUUGACAGAUCUUAAGUAACAUUCUUAGGAUAGUUGACUUUCUGAAAUAGAAUGUGACAUUUUAAUUUAAUCCGCUUUUAAUUCAAGGAGUCUGAGGUUCUCAGUCUGUAGCUACAAACUAUGGUGUGAAACAUUUUGGGCACAAAUCUACAUUGUUACUCAUUUCUCAAGCUUUAAGAAAUUAGCUAGAUCUUUGUAAAAUGGUAUUUUAGCUUUGCUUUCAUGAUAUUUAGGAAUAGGUUAUGGCAGCAAGUGAAAGCAAAGGUUCUCAGCUGUGAAUGAAAUUUAGAAAGGUAACUUUUGCAGCAGUUCAGUUGGUAAGUAGCAGUGGACUUGUAUUCUUCAUGUACUACACAUAUGAUAUGCACUGAUGGAAAAGCACAAAAGACAAAUCUGUAAGAGUUUUUUUGUGCAUUUCACUACUGUCCCAGGGCACUGCUGUCUCUAUUGUUCAUUUUAGGUUUGUGUUUGGAUCUUUCAGAGGUAACCAUUUCAUUUCAAAUGCAAGUGUCCAAAGAACUGAGUCUUUAGUUUUACUUUUUUGAUAUUUCAAUUUAAAGUUAGUGCAGCGGAUAGCUAAACUAUUUCCAUUUUAUACAUAUAUUACAAGUUGUUUUUCUUCAGUAACAAAUAGGGAAGGAAAAUAAAGCCAUGAAUGAUUUAGCUUAUAUAUUUGCUUAUAAUUGUUUUUGAAGUUUGCUUAUUAAUACUUUUUAUUUUUAAAAAUUUCUUUGAUAAGUAUUGACUCAUCCUAGAUCUGUGUAUAAUUCAGACUAAUGAAAAUUUAAAACAAUCUUCUUUCUGAACGAAAUCAAAUGAAAUUAUAAUCCAUGUAUUAGUUAAUUUAAGUGAAAUCACUUACCUGAUAAAAAUGAGGGCAUAUUUGGAAAGGGAAUAAGAAUUCAUUUCUUUUUAUACCGUGCCUAUUUCCAAAACAGGAUUUGAAGUGGCUUUUAUAUUAUGCUAUGGAGAAUAAGUAAUGUUCAUGGAAGAUAUGUAGUGUUAAAACACUUCUUGUGGGAGUUUUUAGUCUGAACUCUAAAAAAGAUGACAUUUAUGCUCAGUCAUGUUAAGCAAGUUAUUUUAUUUGGGACUUGCAAAGGUUGGCAGAAAAAAUUGAUGAAAUAGUUUUACUAAAUAUGAUACUCAAUUGAGAAAACUGGAUUUGAGAGUAAAUGUGAUAACUGAAUAGAUUACAGACUGUUUCUUCAGUAAUCAUUUUUGUUUUGUAUGAAAUUGACAUUUAAUUUUUGUCUAAGUUACAGCAGUGUUUUAUUACUUUAACUUCUAGGACAUUUUAAUGCUUGAAGAAAGACUAUAUAAGUAAACCAUGUAAGUGAUUCUAUAAUGAAGUUCUUGGUGCUGUUUUUGGUUUAUUGUCAAGCAUUUAGAACAAAAAAGAAACCCAGAAAUAUGUUGGGUUUACCUUGUGUUAUAGGAAUUGAUACCUUUAGAGUAGAUUUAUUAUGUUUCUGGAUUUAUUAACAUUUUGGUCAACAGUAGCUUUGUUUCUUUCUUGUGAGUGUUAAUGAUAAGGACUAAUUUUCACUUAUUUAUAUUGGGAGUGACUAUCAAAAAUAAUAGAGGGUUUCUAGUGAUUCAUGUUUACGAAUUGGAGUUUGCAGGACUACUGCACUUCCAAAGAAGACUAAAAGUGCCAGCUAUACUCUUCACUGAGAAAAUGAACAAAGUCCUAUGUGUUAAUGGUUAUUAUACUAUAGCUUUCUGAAAGUUUUGAUACAAAUAACAUCAGUUUAGAAAUUAAAAACUUUUUAUCUUAUAAAAUACAUUUUGAGUUAUGGAAAGUUUCCUUUAUAUUUUGAAACAUUUUUACAGUUGAUCUAAUAUUGGCUUUCUGUAAAGAUAAUGUGUUAAAUUGAGACUAUUUGUAAUGCAAUAUCAAUAAAGUUUGCUGCUUGGGCAGUUUUAGUUAAUCUGA
Messenger RNA from Choloepus didactylus (southern two-toed sloth), 8654 nucleotides. RefSeq names its product decapping mRNA 2 (gene DCP2). Gene Ontology annotation, molecular function: 5'-(N(7)-methylguanosine 5'-triphospho)-[mRNA] hydrolase activity; manganese ion binding; RNA binding. The record is from RefSeq and is a predicted model, not a curated record. Bases 173 to 1441 code for a protein of 422 amino acids. NCBI's taxonomy places the organism in Eukaryota, Metazoa, Chordata, Mammalia, Pilosa, Megalonychidae. Gene Ontology annotation, cellular component: P-body; cytoplasm. The transcript has 11 exons. Gene Ontology annotation, biological process: deadenylation-dependent decapping of nuclear-transcribed mRNA; nuclear-transcribed mRNA catabolic process, nonsense-mediated decay.